Messenger RNA from Cydia fagiglandana, 1749 nucleotides. RefSeq lists its product as uncharacterized. NCBI's taxonomy places the organism in Eukaryota, Metazoa, Arthropoda, Insecta, Lepidoptera, Tortricidae. Gene Ontology annotation, cellular component: nucleus. The transcript has a single exon. Gene Ontology annotation, molecular function: DNA binding. Bases 1 to 1749 code for a protein of 582 amino acids. The record is from RefSeq and is a predicted model, not a curated record.
AUGCCAAAAACACCAAAAGUACAAUAUAGAAAAGAAAAUUUGCAGAAUGCGAUCAAAGCUGUUCAAGAUGCUGACAACAAGUUGUCUACAAGACAAAUUGCUGAAAAUUACGGUGUUCCAAGGACCAGUCUUCGGUAUUACAUUGAAAAUCCCGGGCAUAAAACUAGUCUAGGGCCAUCACCGGUAUUAACUGUUUCCGAAGAAAGUCAACUAGAGGAAUGGAUAAUAAUCUCGGCCAGAAAAGGGUUUCCUCGAAAUAAAGAAGAUAUUUUAGAUACAGUGCAAAAGUUUCUAGUGGAAAAUCCUCGUCCUAAUUUAUUUACAAAUAAUAGACCCGGUGAUGGUUGGUGGAAGGCAUUUUUGAAAAGACAUCCGAGGUUGACAAUAAGAACAUCAGAAGGAGUAUCAAAAGCAAGUUCCUAUGUCUCGGAAAAAGAUAUAAGAGGGUGGUUUGCUGAAAUCAGCGAUUAUGCUAAAGAAAAAGACUUGACUCCCAUUUUAAAUGAUCCAAAUCGUAUUUUUAAUGCAGAUGAAACAAAUUUCCAAAUUUGUGUUAAAACUGGCCAAGUGUUAGCGGAAAAAGGUGCUAAAAAUGUAUAUAAUAUUGAACAAUCUCAAGCCAAAGAAUCUAUAACAGUUUUGUUCACCUUUUCUGCCGCAGGACAAGUCUGUUGUCCGUUCGUUAUUUAUCCUUAUCAAAGAAUGCCUAUCAAAAAAAUUAGCGAUUCUGUACCGGACGGAUGGGGAAUCGGAAAGUCUGACUCAGGAUGGAUGACUACGGAAACUUUUUAUGAAUUUAUAGCAAAUGUGUUUCAUCCCUAUCUGGUCAGCAAUAAUGUCAAGCUUCCAGUUAUACUCUUUGUGGACGGCCAUAAAACGCAUUUAAAUUUCCAUUUGAGCCAACUUUGCACUCACCUUCAAAUUGAGUUAAUUGCAUUGUAUCCGAAUGCUACAAGAAUCCUUCAGCCCGCCGAUGUAGCUGCUUUUAGACCUCUAAAGAUGGGAUGGAAAAAAACUGUCAGAAAAUGGCAAAAUGAGAAUAAUAAUCAAGGCGUGACUAAAUUGAAUUUUGCUACUGUGCUUAAUGAAACUGUCAUAACCAGUUUAAGGCCUGAAAUAUUAGUGAACGGUUUUAAAGCCUGUGGCCUGUAUCCAUUUAACCCGGACGCGAUUGAUUAUAAUAAAUGCCUCGGAGACAAGAACGAGAAUGUCACAUCGCAAAAAAAUAAAAUGAUACCUGACUCUGCAAUGCUAAGUUACGCAAAAUUCAAAGAGAUCAUCGGAACAACUCUUUCCAACGACUUUGAAAACCGUAGUCAGAAUUUGCCUUGUCAAAAGAGUAAUGAACACUUGAAUAAGUUGUUCCAAAUAUGGCAAGCAUAUCACGACGUGGAAGUUAUGAGUACCACUAAAGAAGGAAUAGACUCUUCAGUUGUUACAUCGCAAAAAGGCGACAAAGCAGUACAAGUAGUAGAUUUUCCUAAUGUAUCACCGCAAAGAAAUGAAGAAGAGUGUGUUGCAGAGAUAAAUGACUUCAGUGAGCUAGCUUUAAAGACACGAGACUUUAAAGAAAUAGAAGGUGCUUUAUCUCUUGAUAUUACUUCCACCGUACCCGAGAAGUCAAAAUUUGAGUCUACGCCUUCUGUGGUCACGGUGAAGUCAACUCUUGAGCUGUCAAGUCCACAAAGAAAUGAACAAGGAUGCGUUGAAGAAGAUAGUGAGCUAGUUUUUCAAAUACCAGACACUUGA